CGUGACCAAUGUUCUUAGAGAAUCUACGUUGCGGUCCCUGAGUCUAGUAAGCUGGGGCAGAUCUACAGGAAAAGAAGAGGGACUGCACAACUAUCUUCUCUGCUCUUUUCUCCUCUUCACAAUCAUCAUCCGACCUCCCCCCUUACCGGCGUCGCCACCCAAUUGAUGCCUCUUUUCCAGCCAUCCUCGAGGGGUCCAUUUCCUCAACAUCACAUCCUCUCUCGCUCGUCCAAUAUAACAACGCUCGCACACACCCAAAGAAAUGCUCUUUUUCUGGCUAUAAAUAUGGAUGCCUUGCCUCCUUCCUUGAUCAUCAUCACAUCCUCGCUUACUGAAGGUUCAUCUCCUGAAUAUCCUCUCUCUUUCUCUCUCCCUCUCUCUGUCGCCUCCGUUUCUCUCUCCCUCUUUCUUUCUCAGUGAAGGGCAUGGAGGGCGCUCAAUUGCAUCGUCAGCUCGCUCUUUAUAAGAACUCCCUCUUUGAACAGGGUUACCUUGAUGGGCAGUUCAACCAGCUAGAAGAAUUGCAGGACGAGAGCAAUCCACAUUUUGUGGAUGAAGUUGUGACCAUGUAUCUCAAGGACUCUGCUAGGCUGCUCUCCAAUAUGGAGCAGGCACUUGAGAAGAAUCCACCAGAUUUCAAGAAGCUGGAUGCUGUCAUACACCAGUUCAGGGGAAGCAGUUCCAGCAUUGGAGCAGCACGAAUCAACAAUGAGUGUGUGAUCUUCAAGCAAUUCUGUGAUGAGAAGAACAAAGACGGGUGCAAUAAAAGCUUCAAUCAGGUGAAAAGGGAGCAUGCACUUCUCAAAAGGAAGAUGGACCGUUAUCUUGAGAUUGAGCGCCAGAUAACACGCCGAGGGAAUCGCGCUUCCAACUGAGCUGAACCGUUGGCGGUGAUAAAUUGGUGAAUGUGGGCUAAACCAACGUAUAGAGUCAUGAAUGGUGAAUGAAUAUGUAAGGGCAGUCGAAAUGUCUGUGGGACGUGCAAUAAAAGACUGUCUGGAAGGGUUUUAUUUUGUUAAAUGAGUUUCCCUUUGAAGGUCCAAGGGAUGAGUCCUUUGUCAUGUAAAAUGUAAAAUUGUAUCUUUUCAUAUAUAAAUAUAUAUGGAGAUUCUAAGUA
Molecule: messenger RNA, 1117 nt
Organism: Nymphaea colorata (pocket water lily)
Lineage: Eukaryota; Viridiplantae; Streptophyta; Magnoliopsida; Nymphaeales; Nymphaeaceae
Product: pseudo histidine-containing phosphotransfer protein 2
Exons: 6
Coding region: 426-875 (149 amino acids)
Biological process (GO): cytokinin-activated signaling pathway; phosphorelay signal transduction system; phosphorylation
Cellular component (GO): cytoplasm; nucleus
Molecular function (GO): protein histidine kinase binding; histidine phosphotransfer kinase activity
Source: RefSeq, a predicted model, not a curated record